CAGAUGGAUUUAGUUGAAACAUAGAAAUUCUUCUGUAAUUCCUUAAGGAUAUUCAUUACUACCCACACAGGAAUAACACAAUCACAAUUUGGACAAUAUGAUACAAUGCUUUCAUCUUAUGGUGAAAACAAGGAUAAUUUGAACAUUUUAGACAAGCUACAGUAACUGUGUACUGAUCAGAUUGGUACAAAGUACCACAUACUGACUGUACUUUGCAUACUAAUACUGAAAUUAUGAAUGAUGAUUUGAUGAAAUUAUUAGUUUGAAAUUAUUCUGUUCUAGAGAAAGCAUGAAUGGUGAUUCUGAUGAUGAAAUAAGUCAACUACGAGCUGCAGCACUUUCAACCCGAUCAUCAAAUGUAAGAUUUUAAUGAUGCCGAUCAGCCGAUGCACCAAUAUUACUCAUAAAUAGUUAUUCAAUAGAAAUAUCCCAAACUUCAAAUGAAAUAACCUGUCUUUGUACAAAUUCAUCAUAAUAUCGAUAGCUUACUAACAUAAUUGCCUAACUCAGUUUCUAGCAUUUUGAGAAAAAUGCAAAAAUAAGUCGGAAACAUUCGAAAGUUGCUAUUUUAUUAUAGUUCUUCUAAACAUGUAUAACAAAAAGAAAAGCAGAAAAUGUGAAACACUGUAAAAGUUCCAGUGUAGUGUUAAUGUGUGUUAAACCUGACUUAGGCAUUUAUACUACCCAAACAUAUUGCCUAUGUCACACAAUUGAGAUAGGCAAAAACAUUGCAAGCCAUGUAAGCAGAGCUGUGAUUGGCUAAUCAUGUCAUUAUAUAUGCACCCGAUUAGAUCGCUCAAAAGGCAGUGUAGUUAGGCAAUAAUCCAAAAAUGGCCCAAAAGUGACAUAGGCAGUUAUGUUAGUAAGCUGUCGAUAUAUCAUUGACAUGCAAAACUCGUCACAAAUACAUGUAAUAUCAGCUAUUGUUAAUACAAGAGGGCACAGAAGGAAACAUUGCUACUGUACAGUAUGUACUACUGAGUUAAAUAAUAAAAUACCAAAAACUGUUACUUUUUUAUCAGCUUGGUUGCAGAUGCAAACAUAAUAUCAGGCAAAAGUGUAUCUGUAAAACUUGUAAACAAUAUAUUGGAGCUGAAAAGUGAAAAAUUCUCACAGUAUGUUGAAACAAACAGCAAUGCUUUAUCUCAGGGGUGUAGGAAGCUUGAUAAACUUACCCCUCUACAACGAAAACUAAAAGCAAGUCCGGAUUUUGGUGGAGAUUGUGGGGAAGGUGCAGCGUUCUAGCUCACAGCCCCCAUGGAUGUUAGAACUUAUAACAUACAGGGUGAGCCCAUUACAUGACAUUAGGGCUCAUGACAUUACUGCAAAGUUUCUUUCGAAACAUUGUAUUAAAAGGAUACUAAUGACACAAAGAUGAAUGGCUAUUAUAACUAAGGAACGGAACGCAAAGGAACUUCUUAUUCUGAUUCUUAAUUUCUUGUUUAGAUGAGAAAAAGAAAGGUGACCUUAAUAAAUCCUAGGGAUAAUGUCACUGGAGAAAACAAACGGCAAAUUAUUGUGAAUGCAAGGAAAGUCGUCGUUGGUACAAACUCUGAUUCACAAGUGGAGUCAGGGGACAAUAACACAACUACUUCGAACAACGACAAUGAUUCGGAUUUACAUUGGCCUCGAGCUGUUAUGGAUUCGUAUGCACCCAAAAAACCAAAAUUGCAAAACGACCGUAGGAUCUUAAAUGUAGGUGAAAAGCAAGUUAAGACUGGAAAGGACCAGAGGUUAUUUACUAUAAGUGAAGGGAAGAGAAACAAAGAAGAAGUUUUAUUUGAGCCUGAUGAGGUUAUAGAUUUUGACACAGAUAUUCGAGUUAUUUUAAAUGACGACAAUGAAAAUGGGACAAGUGUGGACGACGAUGUCAAUACAAAAGUUGACGUAAUAGAGAUUUAUGACGAAGAUGAAUUGGAAAAUACAACAGAAAUAAAUGAAGGAAAUGAUAUUCAUGAAAGUUCAUCAAAUGACGAAGCUGAGGAAAUCCCAUUUGCGGCGGAAAGAUCGUCUGUGAGGAAGGUGGAAAUAAAAAGUUCAGAACAAAGAACUGAAGGGGAAGAAAUAAAUGUUGAAGAAGUAGAGGAGGAUGAAGAAGUAGAGGAGGAUGAAGAAAGAGACAAAGAUAUUCAAGAUAUAGAGGAAGGAGAUAAGGCAGGGGAUGAGAAAGAACAUGAGGAUAGAGAUGAGGAAGGACAAAAUAAACAAGUGGGAGAAGUAGAGCAAGAGAAAAAUGAAAAAGAAAACGGGAAAGAAGCCAAAGAUGAAAAAGAAGAAGUAAAAGAUGUCAAAGAAGUUGAAAAAGGGAAAAGUGGUAGUCAAAGGCAACAAAAAGAUAACGAACAACUAAAUAUUGUCAAAGAUGGAAAAAGUGCAGAAACUACAAACAAGAAGGAUGAAAGUAAACAAAGAAAAACAGAAAAACUUAAAUCUGAAGAAAAAGGUGAAAAUCCAAAGAACAACCAAAAAACUGCAGAGAUAGGGAAUGCUGCAAAAGAAGAAAAUAAGUCAGAUGAUAAUAAUAGUAAGGAUGAAAGUAGUGGAUCAGAAAGCGAUUCUUCUCGCUCCAGUGAUUCAUCAAGCUCUUCAGGAUCAUCAUCAUCAUAUUCCAGUUCAUCUUCUUCCUCGCGAACUUCAAGUGAUAGUCACAGUAGUUCUGGUAGUGAUUCAGACAGUGAUGAUGAUAAGAAAUCAAGGCAUAGUAAACAUAGUUCAAGACGUUCUAGUAGUCAUUCAAGCUCAUAUUCUUACUCAACUGGCGGUUCAGCGGAGAAAAACACGAUGCGAUCAGUGAUAUCACACAAAGAGAAAGACUCCAGGCGUAGCCGUUCACCUCGACGAUCACCUCGUCAAUCACCACGUCAAUCACCUCGACGAUCACCUCGUCAAUCACCACGUCAAUCACCACGUCAAUCACCUCGACGAUCACCUCGUCAAUCACCACGUCAAUCACCUCGACGAUCACCUCGACGAUCACCACGUCAAUCACCACGUCAAUCACCACGUCAAUCACCGUGUGGUCCACCACGUCAAUCACCGCGUGGUCGGUGGUCACCUAGAGACCGUAGAUAUCCUGAUAGACGGCGAUCUUACGACAGAGAUGAUCGUUAUGGGAGAGAUCGUUAUAGCAGGGAUAGAGUUAGACCUUGGAGAGACGACAGCACGAGAUUUUCACGCCGUAGAUCCCCCCACAGCCGUUUGGGAAGGCGACCUAGCCCACUUAGGGAUUAUCGUAGGGAUAUAAAUCGUAGUAGAGAACGAGACAGGCAAAGAGACACACGGUUCAAUAGACCUGAUGAGCGGCCUCGUCGUAGGCGUACGCAUUCCAGAUCAGUUGAGGAAAAGAACGAUUCUUCAGACAAGAACAAUUUAUCGCGUACAGAUGAUGACUUUGUGGAAAUCGAUGUCAAACAAAAGCCUGAUAUCAGGGAAUCUAGGCUUAAGAAGUCUGGACGGUUAGGAGAAAAAAGAGUCGAUGCAAACGGUAAAAAUGUUUAUUUAUUCAUUUAUCCAUUUAUUCUUUUAAAUUUAUCGAUACCCCGCAGAUCUACCCGUGUCUACUACCAUGUGACAAAUAUAGAAUAUACAUAUAAAGACUAUUUCGUAAUUGUUUUGUACAGUAUGAAAAAAUACAAUGACUGCUCAACCACAACGGAUUUUUUCAACAUGCUUAAGUCAGUGAUGACAGAAGACACAUUUAUACAAGUAUUUUAAAUCAAAUACAAAACAAUGGUAACUCCUGAAGGCUCG
Messenger RNA from Paramuricea clavata, 3750 nucleotides. Lineage: Eukaryota; Metazoa; Cnidaria; Anthozoa; Malacalcyonacea; Plexauridae. The record is from the annotation of a GenBank genome assembly.